Paramecium octaurelia is the source of this 2121-nucleotide messenger RNA. Lineage: Eukaryota; Ciliophora; Oligohymenophorea; Peniculida; Parameciidae. The record is from the annotation of a GenBank genome assembly.
AUGAAUGUUGAAACACAGAGUAGCUUAUAUAACAAAUUCAAAGCCUUAUUAGAUAAAUUGAAGUAUUAUUAAUCUACAUACAAGAAAUAAGGAAUAGCCACCUGUUGUCUUUACACUUCACGAAUUGAAUUGCGAUGACACAAAGCAAUUUUUCUAGGUAACUACUGAGUUAAUCUCAUCUGGCAUCAAUUUCGCAAUUGCUAAAGUAAUUCUUAGAACAAUAACUUAAGUAAAUUGAUAAGAGGAUGUGGCACAUUCUUAAGCAAUAAAUUGAUAUUGAAUUAAAAAGCAUAUCUCCGGAUGUAGAUGAAGAAAUCAAGUAAUUUUAUGAUCUUCGCAUCAACUUUCUCAAAACUAUUAUCAAAAACCUGACUCAAUAGAAUUAAUUAGGAGGAUUGAAGAAUGAUAACGAAUUCAGAUAAUUUUUAGCUAAUUUGUACUGUUAUGCUGGCGAAUUACACGAACAUCUAGGCAGGAGAUUAGAGAAGAUGAACAAAUAGCCAAAGGAUAAUUAUAAGUUUGCUGAUCUUUUCUUUAAUAAGGCUAGUUAAAUCUAUCCUUUUUAAGGAAAAUACUACUUCUUGAUAGCUACAUUAAUGAUGUAGUUUAAAGACACAUUCAAUGCAGCAUGUUGUUUGCAAAAAGCUCAUUUUGCUCAGAUAUCUUAUAAUUGCAAAGAAAAUAUGAAUGAAGUGUUUGAAAUAAAUAGAACUCACUAUAAUGAUUGGGCUAAAUUUAUAAAACCAUCCAGUGAAUUGGAUCGAGAUACUUAUUUAAGAGCCUUUAUGGUUUAUUUAAUAAGGUUCAGUACGAUUGUUGUAUGCAUUUAAAAUUAAUUUAGUUCACUAAAAUUGGUUUUGAAGAAUUGCCUAAAUUGACUAAUAUGUUUUAGCAUUUGUAGGAGUAUUUUAAGAUAGUAAAAACAAAUGUACAUAAUGAUCACAAGCAAUAAUAUCAAUUGCUAUUAAAGGUCAUUAUGAUAACCAAUUUUGGUUUACACAACAGCAUAACGACUCUCUAAUUGAAAACUGUUCAAGAUAUCAAGGAUAAUGAUUUGGUGAGAGAAUCAAUUAAGUAUGUCUAUGGGUUAUAUGUCAAUUCGCUUGAUUUUAUAUUAAAAUAUUUGCUUUAGAAUUCGAUGAAGAAUUUGGAUUAGGUGCCUCCAGUGACAUUUUUGUAAUUGGUAAUUCCAAUCAUAUACUAUUUAUAUGAUUAACCACUGGUUUGCACAUAUUUGCUGUCUGAAUAUCCUAAUUUAAACGAUAAAUUGGCAUAGAUCUUUUUAUAUUCGAGAUAGAACUUAUAUUAGGCAGAGAAUAUGAGCAACGAUUUAUUUUAAUAUCAAUAAAAGUUGAAUGAGGAAUUUCACGCCUUUUUGUUUCCUUUUGAAAUGCCUUUAGUAGGAUUCACUUGUUAUAAUCAUGUACUACAUACAUUCAAAUAACAAUCUUCGACCUAUAAAGAUGAAGACAGUUAGACAUCAAUAAUAUUAUUUUAUGUUUGUGAACAAAUAAUAUAACAAUUGCAUGGCAUUUAAAUAUAGAGUGUGAAGGAACCAAAAUGGGAGUAGGAGAUUCCAAAAGAAUUGAUUAAGAAACUAAUAAUAAUUGAUGGGAUGAAUGUGGCAAUGAGAUAUGGAUAGGAAUAAUCUUAGGCGGCAAAGUUUUGUUCUUAAGGAUUGAAAUGUGCCUUAGAAUUUUGGGUUAAGAGAGGACAUGAUGUUAUGAUCAUAUUACCUGAUUUUUGUUUUAACGAGAGCGAGAUAAGCAAAAAGAAGCUAACAAAUGUAAAUAUUGAGUAGAUAUUCUGUAGUAAAACAAUGUUAACAAAUUGCCUGAUGAUGUCAAGUUAUUAUUGGAGAUGAAGAAUAAAGGGUAUGCUUAUGGAGUUCCAAAUUGGAAUUAUGAUGACUCUUAUAUGAUUCAAUAUGCUAGAGAAAAGGGAGGAUUGAUUUUGACCAACGAUCGAUAUAAUGAUCACAUUAGAGCUCUGGAAUCCAAUAUUGUAGAAAGAGAAAGAUUGAAGGAGUGGAUCAGAAACAAUUGUAUCAGUUAUACCUUCCUAUAAAAUGAAUUGGUUCCUAACCCUGAUCAAUUAAAGAGAAUUUGAUUAUUAUAUAAC